CAUCUUUUUUUCUCCCGAAAAACGAUUCGUGGAUAAAGCGAUACGCGCCGAGACGUCGUCAGUGUGACGCUGGGCGGUGUCAGGUUAGGUUUCGAGGAGAAGCCAAAGAUAAAUUUACAAAAAUGGCGGGCUUAGCAGGCUGCGUCUCGACGAUGGUCGACGACGAGGAACAGGAGGAGCUACGUUGCACAGGCAGUGACGUCGAGAUCGAGGAGUACACGGACACGGAGGAGUCGCCAUAUGUUGCUUAUCAAGCCACCGAUAAGCUGUUCGAUACGGACAGAGUGGCAUGGCAAAAGUUCAGCUUCGUCGCCACCCUUCUGGCCGUUGUCGUGUCCAUUACCUUUUUGAUUAUCGCCUAUCCGCUUUAUCUCGAAAGUGUCAGCACCGUUUCAAACGCGUAUACAGGACUCCUCUUCACCGCCCUAAGUUCUACAUGCAUUCUGGGGAUCAUUUGCUUCGUUGCGGGACGAGUCUCGCCUCCGCCAGCACUGAUUCCAAACAGCAUGAUAAUCAAGAUACCACGGUGCGCUCUGCUCAAAAUAAGCUCUGUCUACGCCCUCUCCGGUAUCCUGGUCACCCUCUGCUUGGACCAGAGCAGGGUGCUCUGUCACCUUCAAGAUCCAAUCAAAGGCAUCACCCUGGUCUUCUCAUUGGUCUACUAUUUCUUCUUUUGUCGAAAAAUGAUGAGCCUGCAACGGAUCUUCUCGAGCACCACAAUAAUCGUCGGCUUGUUCAUAAGCGUCGACUACGGUCUCUGCGACGAAUUUCGCUGCAGAGGAAGAGAAGUCGCUCCUCAUGCUGCCGCUGUUAGAGGAUCCUGGGGCGUUAGGGCCAUUUGGACGUUCGUAUACGUCGGCGCUCUCGCUGCGUUCGCCAUGUUCUUCACUCUACUGGAGGGCCAUUACACCACCGAGCAACAGAAUAUGUGUCAAAUAAUGGCCAGCCAGCAGAACUCGUUCCUAUACACUGUGUCGCGUCUAGUGUCGUCAAGGGACAUUAGACGGCGUGGAUCAGAAGAGGAAGGGGGUAGACUCCUGCACGUGACAGAUCCGGACCCCACCAUCAAGCCAAAGCACAUUCCAAAGCCACCUAUACUGGAGACCCUUUUCUACAUUCAUUUAAUUGCAUUCUUCGCAAUAUUGACUAUGUGCUGGGUGGACACGUUGCCAGGGAUAGGCAGGGGCCUGUCACCAGUGGAGCUCUACCGUAUGGUGGAUCGUGGGCUGACCUGCCACUUCAAGACCACUGAAUCCUGUUCGAGCAUUGCCAAUCAUGGUUGGACAUUCCUGAUAGCAUACACAAUAUUCUCCAUCUCUGCACUGAACUUCCUGUCGAUGAGUGAAAGCGCUGUGUUCACUGUUGCAACAGCCACUGUCUCCCUUCCACUGUCCGGUAUAUGGUGGAGCAUUUAUAAGAUGGAUAUCGGGGUCCAUGGUGGUUUCAUGACAUGGUCCCCAGGCGUCACAGGAGAGCUGAUCUGUGCUCUCCUAGGCCUGCCAGUUGUUCUUCUUGGAUUGGGUCUUCUAGUCAGAUCCCACUUCAGGGACACCCAGCCGUGUUAUCUGACAAUAUAGCCACCUGACGUAGAA
Molecule: messenger RNA, 1592 nt
Organism: Dufourea novaeangliae
Lineage: Eukaryota; Metazoa; Arthropoda; Insecta; Hymenoptera; Halictidae
Exons: 7
Coding region: 123-1577 (484 amino acids)
Source: RefSeq, a predicted model, not a curated record